AUGCCUGUGAUUUAGAAUAGCUUCAGAACGUCCUCAGAGAGAAGGAUCACGUUGACAUUUCAUUGACUAGGAAGCUGUAUAAAAUGCCUGUCAGCACUGCAGGAGCUAUUUUACUGCGUCCAUGAUGUACAGGUUAGCAGCCUGUGUAGCAGUAAGUCUGAUCCUUGUUCCCCUUCUGUCUGUGUGUUCAGGUGAACAGUGUUUGUCUGGAGGACGUGAUGCAUGAGGAUGCAGUGGGAGCCCUGAAGAACACAGCCGAGGUGGUUUACCUCAGGGUGGCCAAGCCUAACAACCUCUACCUGAACUCCUACAACCCGCCAGACCUUACCAGCAGUAAGUGUUGUGUGUGUGUGUGUGUGUGUGUGUGUGUGUGUGUGUGUGUGUGUGUGUGUGUGUGUGUGUGUGUGUGUGUGUGUGUGUGUGUGUGUGUGUGUGUGUGUGUCUGUGAUCCUCUAAUGGUCCAUGUCUUCUUUCCCCAGCAUACUCCCCUCACAUGGACACAGAUCUUGGCCACCCCAGCUACCUUGGAUCAGAUUACCCACAAGCCCUCACUCCCACCUCACCCAGUCGCUUCUCUCCAGUGUUGCACAGCAUGAUGGGGGAUGAAGACCUUCCCAGGUGAGCAAAGCUUUCUGGGCAGACUCAAAUGCCAAAUCAACCAAUGGCCUUUCCAAAGGCCCCUCAUGGGGAUCAUAAAUGAUGGGCUUGGUGUGAAAAUUAAAAGCUCCUGGUGGAGGUAGAUUUGGUUAGCAUAGGCCUGACCCAGAGCUAACCAACUAUUAUUUUAUUUUUCUCUCUGCCUCUCUUUUUCUUGUGCCCCAAAAUGUGGUGUCCCCAUUUCACUCUCCAUUUACAUAUCUCUUUACCCUCAUGUUAUCUGCCCUUCUCCCUCCCCAUGUUAUCUCUCCCUCUUGUUAGUCUCCUCCUUCCCCUCCAUUUCUCCUCGUCUCUUCCUGACCCUCCAUCCCUCCCCUUCUCCCCUCCUCUCUCUGUCAGGGACCCUAGGAGAGUGCUGAUCCACAGGGGUUCUACAGGCCUGGGUUUUAACAUCGUGGGAGGAGAGGAUGGAGAGGGCAUCUUCAUCUCCUUCAUCCUGGCAGGGGGGCCUGCCGACCUGAGCGGAGAGCUGCGCAAGGGCGACCAGAUCCUCAGCGUAAGGACACACACACUCACACUCACACACUCACACACACACACUCACACACAAGUGGAUUCAUAUUCUGUACACACAGGAACACACUUACAUAUAUAAACAAACUCUCUAUCACUCUCUUUCUCAUGCACACAGACACACAGCUUCACACACACACUUCUCUGAGUGUUUAGGAUGUGUUAGUAUUAUGCUCUGUGUCCUGUGUUUGUGUGUUUGUGUGUGUGUGUGUGUGUGUGUGUGUGUGUGUGUGUGUGUGUGUGUGUGUGUGUGUGUGUGUGGUGUGUGUGUGUGUGUGUGUGUGUGUGCGUGUCAGGUGAAUGGAGUGGACCUGCGUAUCGCCACCCAUGAGCAGGCUGCAGCAGCCCUGAAGAACGCUGGCCAGACUGUCACCAUCAUCGCCCAGUACAGACCAGAGGGUGAGGCCAGCACUAGAGUAACCUACCACUGCACACAACACUGCAUCACCGUACGCGAAGGGACCAUACAUGUGCUAAUGUGUAUGUGUGUGUUCAGAGUACAGCCGUUUCGAAGCGAAGAUCCACGACCUGAGGGAACAGCUGAUGAACAGCAGCAUGGGUUCUGGCCAGACAACACUAAGGAGCAACCCCAAGAGAGGCUUCUACAUCAGGUACUCAUUAAUACUGUACUAUAUACAACCCCAAGAGAGGCUUCUACAUCAGGUACUCAUUAAUACUGUACUAUAUACAACCCCAAGAGAGGCUUCUACAUCAGGUACUCAUUAAUACUGUACUAUAUACAACCCCAAGAGAGGCUUCUACAUCAGGUACUCAUUAAUACUGUACUAUAUACAACCCCAAGAGAGGCUUCUACAUCAGGUACUCAUUAAUACUGUACUAUAUACAACCCCAAGAGAGGCUUCUACAUCAGGUACUCAUUAAUACUGUACUAUAUACAACCCCAAGAGAGGCUUCUACAUCAGGUACUCAUUAAUACUGUACUAUAUACAACCCCAAGAGAGGCUUCUACAUCAGGUACUCAUUAAUACUGUACUAUAUACAACCCCAAGAGAGGCUUCUACAUCAGGUACUCAUUAAUACUGUACUAUAUACAACCCCAAGAGAGGCUUCUACAUCAGGUACUCAUUAAUACUGUACUAUAUACAACCCCAAGAGAGGCUUCUACAUCAGGUACUCAUUAAUACUGUACUAUAUACAACCCCAAGAGAGGCUUCUACAUCAGGUACUCAUUAAUACUGUACCAUAUACAACCCCAAGAGAGGCUUCUACAUCAGGUACUCAUUAAUACUGUACUAUAUACAACCCCAAGAGAGGCUUCUACAUCAGGUACUCAUUAAUACUGUACUAUAUACAACCCCAAGAGAGGCUUCUACAUCAGUUACUCAUUAAUACUGUAAUAUAUACAACCCCAAGAGAGGCUUCUACAUCAGGUACUCAUUAAUACUGUACUAUAUACAACCCCAAGAGAGGCUUCUACAUCAGGUACUCAUUAAUACUGUACUAUAUACAACCCCAAGAGAGGCUUCUACAUCAGGUACUUGUUAAUACUGCACUAUAUACAACCCCAAGAGAGGCUUCUACAUCAGGUACUCGUUAAUACUGCACUAUAUACAACCCCAAGAGAGGCUUCUACAUCAGGUACUCAUUAAUACUGCACUAUAUACUAUAUGCAACCCCAAGAGAGGAUUCAACGUCAGGUACUAAUUAAUACUGUGUUGUAUACUAUAUACAAUCCCACAAUGACACAACACUGCUACUACCAGGCUAGUACAGCACUGUGAACACCUCAGAGCACGACAACCCACUACACCUCAAAGAAUGGCUGUAUCUACUUUUAUAACUUUGUCUUCUACCUUUCCUCUCCCAUGGUCUCCUCUCCUCCGUCUGUCCCAGGGCCCUGUUUGACUAUGACAAGACAGCAGACUGUGGUUUCCUGAGCCAGGCGGUGGGCUUCAGGUUUGGUGACGUGCUCCAUGUCCUGGACUGUGGUGAUGAGGAGUGGUGGCAGGCCAGACGGGUCAGCCCCCAGACAGACGUUGAGGAGGUCGGCUUUAUUCCCAGCAAACGCAGGUCAGACACCUCACAGCACUGCCUGUCUCUGUGUGAUGGGGUGUGUGUGUGUGUGUGUUGUGUGAAUGUGUAUUUCAAUCAGCUUUUUUCUGUUUUUUCCGUCUGCAUGGGGAAUUGCGUAGACAGCGUGAUUGAUGCUGUAUUCUAUGGUUAUGUAUUCUAUGAUUGAUGCUGUAUUCUAUGGUUAUGUAGCAGAUCUUUCACUUCCAACCUUUCACACUCCUUUUUUCCCCUCUGCUGCUCUCUUUCUCUCCCUCUGCCUUUUACUGCCUCCUUUCAUUCCCAACCCCUUCAGGGUAGAAAGGAAAGAGUGGUCUCGCAUGGGCACCAAAGAGAGGGUAAGCACAUAAGUUAGUGAGAUUCUAUGAAUCAUUUUACACCAAUGUCUUCCUCUGUCUCUCUGUCUAAACAGCUGUUUUCUCUGUGUUGUGUAGGAUCGCAGUCGGGACAGCCUCGGAUCUCAAGGUAAGCAGCCGUAGAGGAGGAGAUUGGCUCAGCCCUCAGUAGAGGUAGAAUGACACGGUGAUCAGAUGAUCAGUAGCUACUGACUGACUGACCAGCUAACUAACUGUCGGACUGACUGGCUGGUGUUGUUGUGUUCUGGUUUCAGGGAGAGAUGAUUCUCAACACAGCUAUGAAACAGUCACACAAGUAGAGGGUGAGAAUAGACUUUCAAGUACUAUUUUAUUCACUUUAUACUUCUAUGUACUCCUUAUUUAUUCCGUCUUACCUGUCUCUCUCUCUCUCUCCAUAUAGUGCAUUAUGCCAGGCCCAUCAUAAUAUUGGGUCCCAUAAAGGACAGGGUAAAUGAUGACCUGCUGUCAGAGUUCCCUGACAAGUUUGGAUCUUGUGUCCCUCGUAAGUAUUGACCCGUCAAAGAUUAACCAUUUCCCUGCUCACCCAAUUGGUUUACGUUGAUCUAUUGACAGGGUGAUUGAUUGACAGCCUGACUGAUCGCUUGGCCCCUCCCCCACAGACACCACACGGCCCAAGCGGGAGUACGAGGUGGACGGGCGGGACUACCACUUUGUGUCGUCACGGGAACAGAUGGAGAAGGACAUCCAGAGCCACCGCUUCAUCGAGGCGGGCCAGUACAACAGCCACCUGUACGGCACCAGCGUCCAGAGUGUCCGCGAGGUGGCAGAGCAGGUACAGCAUAGAUGACAUCCCCCAUAGAGAUACAGUAUAUUAUCAUUAUGUUAUUAAUAUGAUAAUAUAUUAUUUAUAAUGGGUUUAGAUGAGAGGGAUGAUACAUUAGGCCGCUAUACAUCAUUUAACAUGGUCACAACAACAGCUGUUGUACUGUAUUGAUUGGCUUAAGAAGUGUAAAAGGAUCUGGCUGAUUGAAUCCCCUACUCCCUCCCUCCCUACCUCCCUCUGUUCUCUCCCUGCCCUCCUCCCUCCUUCCCUACCUCCCUCUGUUCUCUCCCUCCAUCUCCCUCCCCUCCUUCCUCUCUCUCCAUCCAUCUCUCCCUCCUCCAUCUCUCCCUCCCCUCCUUCCUCUCUCUCCCUCCCCUCAUCAUUCCCUUUCCCUCCUGUGCUGUGUGAGUAGCAGGGGAAACAUUGUAUACUGGACGUGUCGGCCAAUGCUGUCCGCAGACUACAGGCCGCUCAGCUGCACCCCAUCGCCAUCUUCGUCCGGCCCAAGUCACUGGAGAAUGUCCUGUAUGUACACACUUACACACACACAUAAACACAAAGUAUAGACAUAGUCACACACUAGCUAUCUGACUUGUGUUGAUUGGUGAUUGUGUGUGUUGUUGUUGUGCAGAGAGAUCAACACUCGUCUGACAGAAGAGCAGGCCAGGAAGGGCAUGGACCGUGCUCUCAAACUGGAACAGGACUUCCUAGAGUGCUUCUCAGGUAACACUUUGGGCUGUAAUUCCAUUAAUUAACCUUUUACCGCAGUGGGUUAAAUCAGGGUCACAGAGUGAUUCUUGGUAGUCUUAAACAAUUCUACUUUGAAACAAAAGUAUACACCUUGUCACGGUUUCGGCCGAGGCUGCUCCUCCUCCUUGUUCGGGCAGGCUUCGGCGGUCGUCGUCCCCGGAGUACUAGCUGCCACCGUUCGAUGUUUCAUGUUUGUUUGGUUUUGUCUGUUUGUACACCUGUCCCUUGUUAGUGUUUGAUUUGGUUGCCUAUUUAGUUUUCGUGUGUGGGGGCAGGUGUUAUGUGGUAUUGUUUAUUUGUCAAGCUGUUGCUCUUUGGUAUUACUCUCAGGAUUGUUGUUUUUCCGAGAGUCCGCACUGUGUGCGCUAUCGUCAUUUUUACGCACUGUGUGUAUUGUGCGUACUUUGUAUUUUGCCUCCCGGUUGGGUUGGCUGUUCGCCUGUUUGGUGCUGUUAUUUUUGUUACUAAAGUCUGUUGACGAACGCCCGUGUUUCCUGCGCUUGAUUCCUCACCGCAUCUACACUCAGCUACUGACACACCUCACACACAUGGUUAUGGGCUUUAAAAAAAUAAGGCACCUGUACCAUGUCAGAUAUAGAGUUGAAAUUGAAAUAUAACAGAACUGUUUGACAACAGAUUUUCAUUGUAAAAAAUAAAUAAAAAUGUUAUUAAUGUUAUAUUUACAACAAUCCUCCCAUGAGUCCAAAGAGGGUGCUUUCGGUCAUUAAUUGCAGGAUAGGACUACGCUGGAACGUGUUGACCUAAUUCUCCUCUGACUUGAUCUUGAUGUUGGCUCAUAGUUCCUUCCACACACAGAAAGACACAUAUCUGACUCUCUCUCUCUCCCCCUCUCUCUCUCUCUCUCUCUCUCUCUUCAUCUCUUCCUCUCUAUGUCUCCCUCUCCCUCACCUUACCUCUUCCCCCUCUCCAGCUGUGGUGGAAGGCGACAGCUUCGAGGAGGUUUACCACAAGGUGAAGACGGUGAUCGAAGAGCAAUCGGGGCCUUACAUCUGGAUCCCCACACGGGAGAGGCUGUGAGGCUGCCCCCUAACCCACCUCCACCCCCUAAACCACCCUCAGCCAGUCUGCCCUCCAGCCCAACCAGCGCUCAGAGAGACAGAGAGAGACACAGAGAGACACAGACAAACACUAAGGCAGAGACAUACACACACACACACACAGGGGGGGACGUGAAGAGAGACACACAGAAUAAUAUUAAAAGAGAGACACAGGAAUAAAAACACAGAGAGACAGGUAAGGACAGUAUUUCAUCAGUAUUCAUAUAUAAUCAAUGUGUUAUGAGUACUGAGAGAGACUGGAGAGGGGUGACCCAGUUGGGCGUGGCAGGGAAGGGCGGGGGGCGUCCCCAGGAUAAGCACAGGGUAACGGAUCCGCCAUCUCCCCCUCUCCGUCUCCCUCAGUCUCAUUGGCUGCCUUUGACAUCCCCACUGACAAACAGGCGGGCAAAACCAUCAGCAGCCCUCUGAUCCCUCCUUUUUUAUAUCCCUUAGCCUUCUCUCCUCCUCCUGUCAACUCUCUCUCCAUUCAGGACAUGA
Coregonus sp. 'balchen' is the source of this 6647-nucleotide messenger RNA. NCBI's taxonomy places the organism in Eukaryota, Metazoa, Chordata, Actinopteri, Salmoniformes, Salmonidae. The record is from the annotation of a GenBank genome assembly.